CUCAUCAUCAUCAUCCAUCAAUCAAUCAUGGCAGACGCCGAGGUCGACACACGCUCUGCGCAGCAAAAGUCUGCCGACGUUGAUUUUGCGUCCAUGGCGGAAGCAGAGACCACCAACUUUGACAAGGAGCGUGCCGAGAAGGCUUUCCAGGAAGUGAACGAGCAGCGUGAGGCCGCACGGCGUGAAGAGAUCAUGCGCAAGCUGGCACUGGCACGGGUUCAGGUCGACGAGAACGACGUCCAGCGCCUCGCCUACCACCUCGAUCUGCCCAUCAACGACGCCGACACCCUCCUUCGCGAGCACAACGGCGAUCUAGCUGCGGCUCUGGCUGCCUUUGUCGACACCUCUGUCGCCCCCAACCCGGCAUCGGCCUAAUCGCCCCUCUUUCUCCCUUCCCCUGCAUCAAUCGACGUCGGUCGGUCGCCAUCGGGCCUGGAUCGUCAGGCUGGAACAGCUGUUCCGCGCCCGGGACUAUGGGCUUGGCCAGCUACGCACUCGAGUAUCAAGCUUAGCUCUCAAGACAUCGAACUCUAGCUGGGCACCUCUGCCUCUCCCGCUCCCUCCCUCUCCCUUUCUCCUCUCCGCGCUCCAUCUGCUUCCGAUCGACCGAGUCGCAUAAACCGUGCUCCACCCUGA
Thecamonas trahens ATCC 50062 is the source of this 636-nucleotide messenger RNA. RefSeq lists its product as uncharacterized. The transcript is spliced from 2 exons. NCBI's taxonomy places the organism in Eukaryota, Apusomonadida, Apusomonadidae. Gene Ontology annotation, biological process: negative regulation of apoptotic process; protein stabilization. The record is from RefSeq and is a predicted model, not a curated record. Bases 28 to 375 code for a protein of 115 amino acids.